AUGUCGAGAUUGUGGGGAGCCAUAACGAACAUUGAUUUACCCGUUUUCAUUAGGCCAAAGAUUUAUUCGUUGUACGCGAGUUCAUUCGGAGUCAAUUUGGACGAAUGCGAAGUACAAGAUCUUACGCGUUAUAAAAGUCUUUCGGAAUUUUUCAUAAGGCCUCUGAGAGAAGAGUGCAGGCCCAUAGAUUCGGAUCAUAGGUGCAUAGUAUCUCCGGCAGACGGUAGAGUUUUAACAUUUGGAAAAAUCACGAGUUGUCAAGUCGAUCAAGUCAAAGGAGUGACGUAUUCGCUGCAGCAAUUUUUAGGUAAGCAAUCGUGGCGAAAAAUGACAAAUCGUUCGACUCAAACAACUUUCGAGGGUUUGAACAACGAAAGGCAAGACACGGAUUUGUAUCAGUGCGUCGUGUACCUGGCACCCGGAGACUAUCACAGGUUUCAUUCUCCGGUCAGUUGGAAAGUCAAAUUCAGGCGGCAUUUUCAAGGUAAGCUUUUGAGCGUGAAUCCAGCUGUCGCGAGUUGGAUAAAUAAUUUAUUUUCAUUAAAUGAAAGAGCCGUUUACGUCGGAUCGUGGGAACAUGGAUUUUUCAGUUUGACCGCCGUCGGUGCGACAAAUGUCGGAUUCAUAAGAGUCGUUUUCGAUCCGGUGAAAAGAGACUUAUUUUUCGCACAAAAAGACUGGAGGAGAGGAAACGGAGAGGAGGCGGAGAGAAAAGUCAGGUUCGAUAAACCUGUUGAAAUACAAAAGGGACAAUUGUUCGGUGAAUUUCGUUUGGGUUCGACGAUCGUUUUAAUAUUCGAAGCUCCGAAAAAUUUUAAAUUCGACAUUGAAAACGGACAAAAGAUAAAAUACGGAGAAAAAAUCGGAGCUUAUACGACGUGUUAA
Messenger RNA from Pediculus humanus corporis (human body louse), 885 nucleotides. RefSeq names its product Phosphatidylserine decarboxylase proenzyme, putative. The transcript is spliced from 6 exons. NCBI's taxonomy places the organism in Eukaryota, Metazoa, Arthropoda, Insecta, Psocodea, Pediculidae. Gene Ontology annotation, biological process: phosphatidylethanolamine biosynthetic process. Gene Ontology annotation, cellular component: mitochondrion. Gene Ontology annotation, molecular function: phosphatidylserine decarboxylase activity. The coding region runs from base 1 to 885 and encodes 294 amino acids. The record is from RefSeq and is a predicted model, not a curated record.